Messenger RNA from Stegastes partitus (bicolor damselfish), 10645 nucleotides. RefSeq names its product zinc finger CCCH-type containing 12B (gene zc3h12b). Gene Ontology annotation, molecular function: metal ion binding; RNA endonuclease activity; mRNA binding. Bases 222 to 2759 code for a protein of 845 amino acids. NCBI's taxonomy places the organism in Eukaryota, Metazoa, Chordata, Actinopteri, Pomacentridae. Gene Ontology annotation, cellular component: nucleus; cytoplasmic ribonucleoprotein granule. The transcript is spliced from 6 exons. The record is from RefSeq and is a predicted model, not a curated record.
CAGCGCCAAUGGCAGCAAAACAUAACUGUUACAGGCGAGGAGGAUGACAGCAACAAGGAUUACAUAAUUUAAUUUUGCCUGCUUACAUAGGUGAAGACCCCAUUACUUUGGCCCUACACAAGGAGCCUGUAGUGCUGAAGUCCAACACUGAGUAUGAUUCCCUGGUUGCGGUGGAGGUGAGGAAGCAUGGGGUGGAAAUCUGAGGUGUCAGGACAGACGUGAUGACAGCAUGGUCCAUGGUGGAGAAGCUCAAAAUGGAAAAACGCCCAUGCAGGGAGGACAACAUUGACUCAAGCGAGGCCCAGCAUGCCACUGACGAGUCUGAGGAUGGAAGCAGCUCAGAAAGCGAAUCGGAAGAGCAGCAAGCCCAGAGGGUUCAGGUGAACAGCAGCAGCUGUAAGAAAAGGGAGCCCUUGGCUGUCACAAAACCCCACCGACAGCUCUGUCGCUCUCCAUGCCUGGACCGGCCCAGUUUUUCCCAGAGUAGCACUGUGCAGGAUUUUGUGCAGGAUGAGACCAGCGCACUACCGGGGAUCAAACCUGCCAGUGAGAGAGAGUACCAGACCAAGAUGGACUUCGCUUUGAAGUUGGGCUAUUCAGGGGAGCAGGUGGAGACGGUGCUCCACAAGUUGGGGGCUGCUGCACUUAUUAACGACGUUCUUGCUGAGUUAGUGCGACUUGGAAACAAAGUAGAGCCCGAAAUUCAACCCUGCAGCAGCACGGCCACGUCGAUAUCACGGUCGCCCUGUGUUAAAGAGACUGUUAGCCCUGAAGUGUCAGUGGAAGAUGAACCUGUGGAUACCUUUGAUAACCUCAGGCCCAUCGUCAUUGAUGGCUCAAACGUGGCAAUGAGCCAUGGAAACAAAGAGGUAUUCUCUUGCCGCGGUAUCCAGCUUGCUGUUGAAUGGUUUCUGGAAAAAGGACACAAAGACAUCACUGUGUUUGUCCCUGCCUGGAGAAAGGAGCAGUCAAGACCUGAUGCCCUCAUCACAGAUCAAGAAAUAUUACGCAAGCUGGAGAAAGAGAAGAUCCUGGUUUUCACCCCAUCUCGCAGAGUCCAAGGCAGGAGAGUGGUGUGCUACGAUGAUCGCUUCAUAGUGAAGCUGGCUUAUGAUUCUGAUGGAAUUAUUGUGUCAAAUGACAACUACAGGGACUUGCAAAAUGAGAAGCCAGAAUGGAAGAAGUUUAUCGAAGAACGUCUCCUGAUGUACUCAUUUGUCAAUGACAAGUUUAUGCCGCCUGAUGAUCCUUUGGGGAGACAUGGGCCAAGCUUAGAAAAUUUUCUCAGAAAGCGGCCUGUUGUUCCAGAGCACAAAAAACAACCUUGCCCCUAUGGGAAAAAGUGCACAUAUGGACAUAAGUGCAAGUACUAUCAUCCAGAACGUGUCAACCAGCCACAGCGGUCCGUGGCAGAUGAACUGCGGGCCUUUGCCAAAUUGUCUGCAGUGAAAACGAUGAGCGAGGGGGCUUUAGCUAAAUGUGGUACCGGUCCAGCAACUGUAAAAGGGGACAGCAACUCUGAGGCCAAGCGUGUGGCACCCAAACGUCAGUCUGACCCCAGCAUUCGCUCAGUGGCCUGUGAACCUCCAGAGGCACUGUCCGUUGUUAGGAAGUCUGAGACAAAUUCAGUGCCUUCCCUCGUGUCUGCUCUCAGUGUGCCCACCAUGCAGCCUGCCAAGAGCCACGCAGCUGGGGCCUUGAACACACGAUCAGCCAGCAGCCCAGUUCCAGGUUCUUUGCAGUUCUCUCACAGUUCCUUGGAGCACAUGUCUAGUGUACAGUACCCUCCUAUUUUAGUUACCAAUAGUCAUGGCGCCUCUGUAACAUACAGUGAACAGUUCCCAAAGUAUGACUCAGUUAGCGACCAUGGAUAUUAUUCACUGCACAGUGAUUUUUCAAAUAUGAGCAUGAGCAGCAUGCAUAAUGUCGACAGUUUCUGUAGCAUGGAGCACGAGCAUGUGUAUCAGAGAAAUCCCAGCCACUGCCCUGAAUCCUGCCUCAGCCAUUCAAACAGUGACUCGUUCUCCUCUUAUGGGGACCUGUACCCAAGCUCUGUGGACAGUAGCUUAGAGGAGAGCAUGAAGGGGCAGCAGCAGUCUCCUGCACAGGGGAGGAUGCAAGCUUUCUCCCAUGGGUUUCGUCAUGAAGCGCUGACUAGGGUACAGAGUUACGGACCGGAGGAGCCCAAACAAGGCCCCCGUAAGCAGUCUGGAUCUCAUCUAGCACCACAUAUCCAGCAUGCUGCAGUGGGAGCCAGGUCCAGCUGUCCUGGAGACUAUCCCCUAACUCAGAAUGUCCUCCCGCCUUUGUCCUCACAACCCACACGGUCUCUAGGUAUGACUCGUAUGGACAGCAUAUCGGAUUCAAGGCUGUACGAUAGCAACCCAAUGAGACAGAGGCGACCUCCACUGUGCCGUGAGCAGCAUGCAAGCUGGGACCCUCUGCCUUGUGGUAAUGAGUCCUAUGGAUACCAUUCAUAUCCACUGAGUAACAGCCUGAUGCCAUGUUGUGAGCGGGUGAUGGUCCGCAGCAUGCCAGACAAAAUGGAACAAAUCUGGAGCUCACCAUGGGAGACCCAGUCUGCAGCGGAACACCAAGAGCGGUAUGUUAUCCCAGACCACCAGUAUCAAACAUAUAGGAACCUUUGUAACAUCUUUCCUGCUUACAUAGUCCACUCGGUAAUGGAGAAGAACCCUCAUCUGACAGACCCACAACAACUUGCCGCUGUCAUUGUCACAAAACUGAGGUCAUGCCACUGAGCAGUUACUCUUAUGAAACAUUCAAGAGUGAUGCGAUGGAGGAAAAAAAAAAACAAAACAGGAUUUUGAUUGCAAAGAUAGGCACUUGUUAAAUGUUGCUGCAUGUGCAACAUCUGCCCUCAGGAGUUAAUCAUUUCAAAUGUCUCUGGUGGUAAGUCUGGCAACAGAUUUUGCACUGCUAAGAUGACAGAUGUAAUCAGCAUAGAGAGAGUUUUUAUAUGAAGUGUAGUGUAGUUGAUGUAAGGUAACACCUUAUUAGAAAUCUGCUUCAUAACACAUUCAUAGUACCUGAGCAGGAGCAGCACAGCAGUAUUUGUUCAACAUGACCGCGAAGUCUGAAAGUCAGAUAAAAUGUUCUGUCAGCAGUUGGCAGGACAGUAAAAUUCUAAAUAGAUUCCUGCUCUAAAGAUAGAUAUACAUGGAGCCCUGGAGUGUUCAAUAUUAAAUAAAUUAUCACGAGUACAAUUUGUUAAAUAUAUGAACAAAAUAAUGUCCCUUUAUAUGUCACACUGUCACUUUUCAGGACAGGGCUGUCGCUACCCUCCUGCUCAUCUUAAACUAAAUAAACUCAACAGCUGCUGCCAGAAUUGUCUCGUUAGUUCCUGGUAACUAAAGCAACACUGUCAAAGUCAGUAAAACGUAUCUAGCUAGCUGCUACUGUUAAGUAAUUGUAGUACACAGACAAAGAAAUUAACAUUCCCUUUUAUUUUUUAUUAGGUAUAAAGAUAAGCUACGUACAUAGCUGGUUAACGUGGUUGUACGCAUGGUUUAUUACGAAGCACUUAAGUGAAGAGUUUUUUGUUUUUGAAAAAAAUUAAUUUGUUGUUUAAUCCAGAUAAUAUUAGCUAAUAAGGUUUAGCUGCUGUGUCUGUGUACGAUGUUUGUUUAUGGAAAGGCGUUCUCCAGUUUGGUUAUGUUGACUUUGUUGCUGCUUUAAUUAACAGUUGCUAAUGGGCUACAUUUGGCAUUGGCUGUUAAAACUGCAAGCUGAAAGUAGGAACAUGGUGACGAUAUCAAUGUCAUGAAAAGCGACACUAUGAAAUAAAGUCAUUGUGAAAUAAAAGAUGACAUUAAAUAAGUUUCACUGGCAAAACGCUAUUCACUAGUGAAGACAUUUGAGUGAAAGCUGUUUUUACUAUAGGAAUGAAGAAACAACAUUUUGUAGUGAGUAUUAAGCCUCUGAACCUCAAAACCUACCAGCUGAGUAGAGAGACUUUGGAAAAUCCCCAGGAGAGGUGAACAUUCCUUCAACCAAUCAUCUGUCAAGUGCCACUGGUACCCAAAUCUAAGCUUAAUAUCAUACAGUUUCAUCAACAUUGCAUUAUUCUGCUUGAUUAAUUUACGAAUUUACCAAAAAAUACAAUGUUUGCUCUAAUUAUUUAACUAAUUAAAAAGAAAGUGUUCCUCCUCGGUGCAACUGUGACGCGUUCGCUGACUCUGCUGUGGCCAGCAGUCAAAGACAGUUCAAGGGGAAAAAAAAGAAAUUUCGGAUAGGAGACAAAUGUGGAAACAAAUUAAAUAUGUGAGUUAUAAAAUAUGUACAGUGUGAAGAGCACUUGGAAACAUGUUGGACAUGUUAUUUUCCUUUUUUUAAUUUAAGUUUAUAGAAACUAAAUCAAAGAAAUUCCACUUUAAGUUUUUUAGGAAUGAUUUAUGACACUGUAACUUUGUCAUACUGCACAAAAGACAUUUUUGAAUUCUCUCUGCUUCUAGCUAAGGCUGUGCUGUGUUUAUAGAGAUGCAGCGCUUUAUAAUUCAGUGAAAAUAAGUUCACAGUGAGUAAAAAUGUCCAGAAAGUGCUUAGGGGUUUAGAGGCUUUAAUAAUUACUGAAUAUUCACAAAUUUCUGAUUCAUUUUACACAGUUUGUUCAUUUAUUUCACAGUCUAUUCUAUUUAUUAAUAUUGAUUACAGGUGGGUUUCGGUGGCCAAGUGUUUACGCAUCAUCACAACUUGAGCCUGACUUGAAUCCGAACUGUAUCCUGUUCAAUGUAGCUUCUCAGUCUAUUGCCGAACCAGUGGGAGUCAAUGAGAACUAAGCGAAUAAAUAAACGAGUUAGCUACAUGGCAACACAGUCAACAUAGGAAGUAAUUACUCAGCAACAUCCCCCACAUUUGCCUUAUUAGAUUUGACAUAAAGACACGUCAACAUUUGUACAGCAUGUAGCUCUUAUGAAGAUCUUGUUUAGGCCCUGUGAAUGUGUUAUGAAAGGCAUCUAAAGUGUUUCUGGUGCAGUGGAACUAUAAAUAACCUUGCUUAGGUCUGCCUCUGCUGUAAAUAAUUCCUGUGAUAUAUUUUUCUUUUUUGUGCAUUUAUUUUGAAGAUGAGUAAGAGGGAGGUAGGUAUAUACCUCACAGCAUGAACUAUGACAUUUUAUGGCCUUAUAUCUGAAUGACCUCACGCUUUAGUCAUUGUCUGAUUGGUUUCAGUGAAAGUCUUUGUCAUUGAAGCCUCCUACUUUUAAAUGUAAAGCACUAUCUCAGUAUCUAAAGAGAUAUAUUUUCUCAGCCUCACUUAACAAAGCUACUAUUUUGGUAGAAUUUGACAGUGCACAAAGCAAGCCAAAAAAGAGAUUUGACUUGCAUACACGUGCACAUAUUUAUGUACAUAUAUUCAUACAAAAGCCAUUAUUUCAAAGUCAUUUAUAAGCUGCUAAAUAAUGCCAAAAAAUACAGAAUUUCUAUAGUUUCAGUAUUCUACAUAACUUUACAUUUUGGUUCACAGGAUCAAUUGGAUUAUAAUAUAAAGGAACAUCCGUGUUUGAAUAAUUUCCUAUGGUGUACUGUAUAGUUACAUUUCUGAUUUUAUGGGAUGCUACAUCCAGGAUUUUCCUAUUUAUAUAUUUGUCAGAUCUGUUGUGCUGAUUCUUUUCAAUGUGAAAGUAUUCAAAGUAUCUUUGUUUCAAACAGUAGCUCUAAUGGACAAGUUGUCAGUGGAGCAGUUUGUUUUCAGGUGCAGGUUAAUUUAGUUUCAGACUACUUUUACAUGCACUUAAGUAGUCUGACGAUUUACCAGCUCUCGCCAUUAACCUGAUUCCUGACCCAUAAAUGAGAAACAUGGUCUCCUUCCAUCAGUUUACGGCACUAAGUGCUCAUGUGUGUGACAGAAACAGAGGACACGGAAGGUAUCACCUCUGUGGUUUCUAGCAGAAAGGCAAUACUGGGACAUAGAAGGUCAUUACAUCCAAAGUCCAGUCUGUGGUGGACAAACCUGUUGAUAUAGGCAGUCUGUUACCAAAACUGCACAAGUUAAAAACAAAACACGCACAUAGUAAAACAUGCUGCCCUAUGAUAGAGCCCAUCCCCUCACGUGUCCAUUAUCCCAAAUGCUUCAAUCAAAAAAAUGUCAACGUGCCAGCGCCCUUCUAUUCACCAAGUUUCUUACGCAAUGCAUUCGAUCCACUUACGAUGUUUCAAACUGUGGAGGAGCGACGAGUCAUCCAGUUUCAUGCCUUAACCCGAUUUCUGACAGUUAACUGGUUUCUUACGUGCAUGUAAAUGUGGUGAAACUUUGAGAAUCCAUUCUCCGAGCUGUGACGUGACUUAAGUAGGGACGAGUGGUAGAAAUGUACUAUUAGAGACGGAAACAGUGUUUACCGUCACAGUUCAAUGUUUGCACAAGGAAUUCUUGCAACAGACUGAAUAUUUGCCUGAUGUUACGUUUGUCAGAUAGCUAAAGGAAUCUGGCUGUAACAGUUAGGAUUGGUAGUGAGUUAAAUAUUGUGGUAUCUUGUAGAGAUUUAGGUUUCAAUAACUGUAUAAUAAAAACACAACUUAAGUUUAAGUGAAUGCUAGAAAGCAUGUUGGAGAUGAAAUUUCCUGUAUGGCUUUUUAUGGGAGGUCGAACUGCUUAAAUACACAUGUAAAAUACGCGAAACAUGCAGCCAAGCUCCAAGGAUCAUGGAAGGGUUUGGCUGUGCCUUGCAGCACAUCGCUCUCAGGAUGCUUUCAGUUUUCUAAUUUUAAGUUUUUUUUCUUCCUGCCAAAAAAACCCGUGGUUACUGGCAGGAGUGUACUCUGAUCUAGUAGUGAUAUAUUUUGUGAACAUCCUACAUGUAACAUGUAGUACCUUAAAGUUAGUCAUGUACAGUUGAACCAUGGAGAUGGCAUUGCAAAACUUUGUACUUUUUGUGUAUAUCCUCUUUAUGCACCUCGAGAUCUAGAACAACGAGCUGAAGGGUGGAUUUAUGUGGUGCAGCUUCACUCAGAUGACGUAAUGCUGCUUGUCCACGAGGGUGUCCAUGUAGCCAAAGACAAACAUGACAAUUAGUAUGACGAUUGUUGGUAAAUAAUGAACCAAUAAUCCUGAUCGGGCCUUUAAAUUGUUCCCAUUAGUAAGCCCAAAGGUGCUAAUUUUGGGUGCUAACCAUGAAGUUGGGUGCGGCCCUCAGGUCCUCAAAUCAAACCUAUCAGUUAUUCCCAAAACGUAUUUCCUAAUGGGGGCACAUCACCAUCAGUUUUGCUCAACACAUUCAUGCUGUCAUUAGGAUUAACGCCCCUGUUUCUCGUGAUUAUUUGCCUUUUUUUUCUUUCUACUUCCACCCUUGGGAUGAAGUGCUGCAUGAAACAUUCAGCCUUCAUUUACAGCGAGGUUGCACCAUGUAAAGCCAGCCCGUUUAGCAGGACCAUGUUUGAGUGCAUUUAAAGGGAAAUGCCACUUAUUUUCAGGAUUCAGGAGUGGUACCACUAAGCCUGCUAUUAAAUUGCAUGACUAAGCAUUACAGAUUUACAGUAUGCUAUCACGAGUUUCCCCCCUUACUGUUUAUUGUCAGAUUUGUAAAGCAAAAAAAAAAAAAAGAAAGAAAAAAUUGUGAUUGAAAUAACAAAAAUGCAUUUGUGUAAAGUUUAUUGCUUGGGAAUUGUAUUUCCUUAACUAAUUAAAAAACAUUUGAUGUGGAGCUCAAAAGCAAAAUACACAAAGUUCCCAUUUACAGUCUAUGAAGCAGCAUCAAAGUGAUGAUUAUAAAGAAACAUUGUGAGAAUUUUUAAAGUGAGUGGUAUUACUCUUUAACAGGGCUAAUUCUGUCAGCCUGACUGUGUCUCAGUGGUGGUGCUUUCAAAAAUAUAUAUUUCUUUAUAAUGUUUAGGUACAACAGUGGUAUACGAACAGACAUAAAGAAAAAAAAAAACUGUUGAAUGUGUUUUGCCCAAAUGAAUUUUGGGCGUCGCUGACUUUGUUUUUUCAUGAAAAAAGACGAGGCCACUUUAGGCUGGCUGUCUGUUCAUGAGAAGGUGAAACAAACUGCCUAAAUGUUUCUUCAUGUGAAACAAUCAGAUUGCAAGGCUGCUGUCAAGGUUGUUUCUGGCAUUUGGCUAAAAGUUUGCGUGCCAUCCUUUUUCCUUGAAAUAGUUGAAAUCAGUUCCCCAAAAAAUGUGCUCUCAGUGUAAAGACUGAAAUGCUGCAUGCUGUCACUGAUAAAAGAAAAAAAAAACUGCUCUAAAAUUGUAAAAAAAAAAAAAAAAAAAAUCACCAUGGCUGCUGACAGUGAGAGCAACGAGAGAUCACUAUUUUUGUAUUUUUUUUAAAUGUAUUUAUUAACCUAUUAUUUGUUUUUUAGUGAUAAUGAAAGCCUUCUUUAACCUGAACACUAGAAUAGUCUAUUGCCCAAUGACUAAAGAGUAUACGUACUUUGGUGUGUAAGGAAUUAAUAACUGUAAUGUAGGACAUGACAGAAAUCUGCUGAAAUAAAAAUGUUUUCGUAUUUAUUGAGGGAACUAUUAAAGAAAUGUUAUUUUCAGCAUUGAUAGGUAAACCGGUGGGCAUGUUGAGUGCUUCACUUUGACAUCUAUGGCAGCUAAAGCAGUUUAUGAAGAAACUAACUUUGUGCAGCUAUAAUUGGAAUCCUGGUCUGUCAUUUGCAGUACAUUAAAUUAAUGUUGAAUCUGUUUAAAUUCAAAUAAAUCUUGUUAGUGUCCUUGAAAUGCAGUUAUUUUAUGGUUUCAGAAAGAUACACACACAAGUUAAUUUUCACUACUGGUUUUGCUCACGAGCUCGUAAGUUACUAUGUGGGGCACGGUGCCACGUUGCUGUCCCAUCACUCUCAUUAGAUAAAAUGUGCUCAUGAACAGUACGGGCUCAACAAAGUUCCAUCUGGACUUUUCUUUGUCCUUGUAGAGAGAUCUAAAUUUUGUUCUUGUUUCUAAGACAGCUUUCAAAAAGAUACUGUUUUCGCUGGGCAAUAGACUGCUUCCAGGACAAAAAUAAAAACCCUCACUAUCACUACAGAAGACUUUCAAAGUACCAGUCCAGUAUUUUGCUGCUUUGCGAGGAGGUUACACUAAAAGGCUACAACGGUGGUUCAUCGUCCCCUCCCUUCCUUUCUAAGUGCCGCAAACAACUAAGCCACAAAUGUCUAGAAUUGACUUUUGCUUGUUGAUACAAAUUGUAUCUAUACCUUGAAUGUAACAAAAUAUGAAAUGUAUAAUAUGAAAAUAGUUUUAUUUAAAUAACGGGGAAAAAAAAUCAAUGCCAUAAUGUUUGUGACACUGUGUGUCACUGGGAGUAGCCCAUUGGUAUGUACUAAUUCUUACUGGGUACAGUAGUUAAUUUACAGGGACAUUUACGUGCUACCUAAAAGUGCACAGAUACCCUGUGUACAGCAGUAAGCAUCAUGUCCUCUCUGUACAUAGUCACACGUGUGUGUGUAUAUAUAGAAAGCGAUCUGUAAAUGUAACAGUUACUUAAGUUGUUCAAAUACUUCAGAUAAUUUCUGUGUUGUAAUCUGUGCACCUUGGUUAAGUGCAUCUAUUUCCUCUGAACUGACAUGUCUGCUUUAUGCUAUUUUAAUGGGAAUUUCAAUAUUUUUGGAUAUAUUUUGCCUAAUAAAACAUGCCAAAGUUAUUCUUGGGUGACUUUGUCAAAAAUAAUUUCUUGAGGUUCAGCACAUGGGUUGUCAUGCAAUGAAUUCUAUAUUUCCGAGGACAAAGGGUUUCUGUUCCACACGCUGUGAGCGAAGAGAAACGAGCACCAAACGCAAAUCAGCGUCAAGCGUGGCGGGUAAAAACGGUUAAAAGCAUAUCUAUAAAUUGCAGCUUAUUGUCAGCUGCAUACUGACCCUGGAUGGUGAAUUUAGUGUCAGUUAUUACUCAGAUUUGUGUUUGAUGUUUGUUGCUCUUUCGAUAUACAGAUGCUUUUUAAAAUGGGAGUUUAAUGGAGUGUCUGACCGUUGAUUUAAUGACUAACCCUCCAUGUCGACAAAGCAGAAGUGUAUUGAAAUGAUGUGAUUUAUUUUACUAUUGAAUUAUUCACCAAUUGUAAUUGAGUAAUUUUGGUCUCUGAGGCCAGUUUGCAUUAAAUUAUCGCUAUUUCCAAGGUGUUAAGGACGAUAUUGUCGAUAUUAUAUUCACCUAAGUUCAGUUGUUGUUGGCUAAGAUCAAGACCAAAGUGAUUUUUGAUGUAUACACAUUGCAUACUUGUUAUGAUAAUCGGUUCAAACAGUUGUGAACCUCGUGAUGUCUUGCAGUUUGUGCUACCAUAUAAAAUCGCUGGUGUACAAAUGCCAUGACAGGAGGCCCGUGCAUUUAAACAGGACUGUACAUACACAGUAUACAGUGUAAUACUCAGGUUAAGUCACACAAACAUUUUAAAUCACAAGCAGACUUGGUUGUUUUCUAAUAUUGAGAAAUUCCGUGGGCACCUUUCUGAAGUAAGUGUAGAUCUCCUGUUUAAAUAGACCACUGUGUCUGCAAUGUAAAAAGGGAAAUAUAAAGCAAGUUUUUUUUGUGUUGUGAUGAUCUGCAGUAUUGUAAUUCACACUGACUGGAAAGCAUUGCUUUUAUAGACCAAAAUAUACAAAAAUAGACUAUUUGGGUCUGUGGGCUCAAACAAAAUGUAAGUCUUAAUGACAAACUGUGUUUCUCUCCAUAAUAAAGCAAAGUUCUGUUCAAA